Marasmius oreades (fairy-ring Marasmius) is the source of this 2773-nucleotide messenger RNA. RefSeq lists its product as uncharacterized. Gene Ontology annotation, biological process: transmembrane transport. The coding region runs from base 940 to 2673 and encodes 577 amino acids. The record is from RefSeq and is a predicted model, not a curated record. The transcript is spliced from 13 exons. NCBI's taxonomy places the organism in Eukaryota, Fungi, Basidiomycota, Agaricomycetes, Agaricales, Marasmiaceae. Gene Ontology annotation, molecular function: transmembrane transporter activity.
GUUUCUUUCGUUCUGUCAAAAGACUGGCUAGGAACAAACGCGAAAAUAGAACGAUAUAGGUUCUGAUGGAGAAUCAACGAGUCAGAUCACUAUGAAAAUCCUUCACGACCUCUGGAAAAGAACGAGAAAACGGAGAGCAUCGAAUGACAGAACCGCAGUCUUUAGAUCGCCAUUAUUUGCCCAGGGGGGCCGUCAUGCUGGUUGCCACUAGCUGCGUAUCUGUUAAAUCCUCGACAGGCUCCACAGACCUUCAUUGAAGUUCAUUCACCUUCGGAUCUCGAGCGUAGAUGGUUUGUAGAAAAGGACAUACCGAUCGAAAUGACGACAGGUCUCACCUCGGUCAGCGGUCGAGGAGACUCAGAAGAGGCAAGAAAGAUGAAGAUGGUUGUGGAGAUGACGUUCCAGAGGGAAGUAAUAUCCCAUUUCAAUCUCGCCUACGAUGACUAAAGAAUCUCCGAUGUAGCAUGUGAAAGGUUCAUUUUGCACCAUAAAGAUCAUCAUGGAACCUCAGAUCAUCUUCGAGCGGGAGGGCUUGCACAUCAGGGAAGAUCAGAGAUGAUGAUUUGGGCAGGUGGCUGUGGGGAUUUGGUGGGAAAUGCGGGCCUGAUGACCGUCAAAGCCAACAGCUUUUCGGUUUUUCUCCCAUGCCGAAAUAAUGGUUCAGUUUCAUGGCUUCCGUGAUUUUCCCAUGCAUGGCCACUUCUGCGGCCUUGCCGAAAGCCGAUCAUUCAAUCGUAAUGGUUCCGAACCGCCGUUAGGACAAGAUCGCGAGCAAGCCGAGUGGAGCCGAGCUUCUGAGAUUCUGCGACUGCCGGCGACCUACUAGUAUUUCCAUCCAGUUGAGGCGAAUGCAGGAGAGUCUAUAAACUUUAAAGUUCUAUAGUUGCUGAUUGAAUCAGACCCGCGGCAGGCUCAUUUGAUACAGCUGCAAACGAGGCGAUGAGACUGUCAGCCUUAAAAGUCAGGGGUUCUGGCCCUUUUAUCAUAACGGCUUCCAGGGACCCGCCAGCUUUGUGCCCAAUAAUGACCUCAACCAUCGACACUGAAUCCCAGCCAAGCUUCAAGCGUGUUUAUUCAGACUUGGACGAGCCUGCUGCCAACGCUCCGCCUCUUGGUGGGCAGUAUGCACUAUCCCAGAUUUUACCCAUAAUCGGCGCGCUUUGUCUGGCGCUUUUUCUCAGUGCAUUUGAACUGAGUGCAGUUUCAACUGCUUUACCGACCAUCGUUCAUUCCAUUCCGGGAUAUCGUGCUCAAGACUUCAUAUGGCUGGGUUCCGCUUACUCUCUCGCUGCGACAGCCUUCCUUCCGCUCAGCGGGGCCCUCGCACAGGUCUUUGGAAGGCGUCCCGUCGUCCUCGGGUCUCUUGCUCUUUUUACUCUCGGAAGCGCACUAUGCGGAGCGGCAAAGGUUGAGGCACACAUUCUUGCAGGAAGAGCCAUUCAAGGUGUCGGAGGAGGAGGUAUACACUCCAUGUCCUACAUCGUUCUCGCCGAUCUCGUUCCAUUGCAGAAACGAGGCAAAUAUAACGCGUUUAUUGGACUGACUUGGAGUUUCGCAUCGGUUCUGGGACCAGUAUUGGGUGGCCUCUUAGCUCAGAAAGGAGCGUGGAGGUGGUUGUUCUAUCUCAAUAUUCCAGCAUGCGCCAUUGUGGCUCUCCUGGUCAUUCGAUACCUCAACCUGAAAACUCCCAAGGAGUCGCUGCUUUCCAAUUUGAGACGGCUCGAUUUCGUUGGAAACCUUGUGGUUGUCGGGAGCACGACUGCUUGCGUCCUUGCACUUGCGUGGGCUGGAUCAUCAUUCAGCUGGCAUUCAGUUCAGGUUCUCGCCCCAUUAUGCCUCGGCUUAAUUGGUCUCAUCGCCUUUUUUGCCUACGAAGCCGUGUAUGCGAAGCAUCCGAUGGUACCGUCUUUACUGUGGUCUAAUCGCACAAGUAUCAGUGGCUAUAUCCAAACCUUUGUCCUCCAAGUGACGCUCCUGUGCCUCAUCUACUAUCUUCCCGUGUAUUUCCAAGCUUGCAAGCUAGCGUCACCCGUCAAAUCGGGUUUGGAUCUGUUUGGACUCGCGUUGACCAUCGCUCCAGUCUCUAUCGUGGUUGGUCUUAGCGUCGCCAAGUUCAGAUGUUACCGACCUCAGAUUUGGGUUGGGUGGUCCAUCAUGAUCCUUUCGAUGGGCCUGCUCAGCACCGUCAAGGAGACUAGCGAUAUUUGGCUCUCCAUCGGUUACACAAAUAUCCUUGGCGCGGGAAUAGGAACGGUAUACACAACAUCGGUCUUUCCUGUCCUUGCACCAUUACCCGUCUCUGCGAACGCUCAGGCCCUUUCUCUCGUGAUGUUCCUGCGCUUGUUUGGGCAGGUAUGGGGAAUCACGAUCGGCGGGGUGAUCUUACAGAACGGUCUCGCUGAUCUCCCGGCUGAAGUCGUAGCAGUGCUUCCCCCAGGUGGAGAUAUAGCAUACGGGUCUAUCGCUGUGCUACCAACAAUGCCGCUUGUGCUGCAAGCUGAGGUACGGUCGCUCUUCGCGAGUUCAUUGAGCACACUUUGGCAGGUCAUGGCUGGACUUUCUGGGAUCGGGCUUCUGUCUUCUUUGAUGAUGAAGGCAGUACCAAUGCACACAUAUACUGACGAAAAAUGGGGUGUUGCUGAGGAUGAACAGUCUUGCAUUGAGAAACCUUAGAGAACCCCUUUCGUAAUUCGCAAUUCGCAAAAAAAUAACGUGUAGUGCUAUGAAUUGUAAUUAUAUUUGAAUUAUGUAUCUCAAUGAAAAGCAAUUGUCC